AUGUCGUGGUCGCCCUCCUACUCGUGGACGGGCGCGCCCGCCGAGUUCAACGGCACCGAUCCCGAAACUGGCGGAGAUUCCAGCACCGAGAACCUCAACCAAUGGUACCAAUCCGGCGACCAGGCCUUCAUCAUCGUGUCCGCGUGCAUGGUGAUGCUCAUGGUCCCCGGCAUCGCCUUCUUAUACUCGGGUUUGUCGCGGAGAAAGUCGGCCCUCUCCCUCCUCUGGGUCGUCAUGAUGUCCUUCAGCGUCGUCAUCUUCCAGUGGUACUUCUGGGGCUACUCGCUGGCCUUCAGCACCACCGCCACCAACGGCUUCAUCGGCAAUCUCCACCACUUCGGCCUCAUGAACACCCUCGCCCUGCCCUCCCCGGGUUCCCCGCUCAUCCCGGAAUUGCUGUAUUCGUUCUACCAGAUGAUGUUUUGCGCCGUAACCGCGGCCCUCGUCAUUGGCGCCGUCGCUGAACGGGGUCGCGUGCUCCCAGCCAUGGUUUUCGUCUUCAUCUGGGCCACUCUCGUCUACUGUCCUCUCGCCUGCUGGGUCUGGAAUGUGAACGGGUGGGCCUUUAACUACGGCGUUCUCGACUACGCCGGAGGCGGGCCCGUCGAGAUCGGCUCCGGGUUGUCCGCUCUGGCUUACUCGUGGGUGCUCGGACGGCGCCACGAGAGGAUGAUGCUCAAUUUCCGACCUCACAACGUUUCCCUGGUUACGCUCGGCACCAUCCUUCUGUGGUUCGGCUGGCUCGGUUUUAACGGCGGCUCCGCCUUCGGCGCCAACCUCCGGGCCACUAUGGCGUGCUGGAACUCUUGCCUAACGGCCGCGUUUGCCGCCAUGACAUGGUGCCUGCUCGAUUUUCGCCUCUCGAAGAAGUGGUCGAUGGUGGGAUGGUGUUCGGGCGUAAUAUCGGGGCUCGUCGCCGCCACGCCUGCGUCCGGAUUCAUUCCCCCGUGGGCAUCUAUCGUCCUGGGCGUCGUCACCGGCGUUUGCUGUAACUUUGGCACCAAGAUUAAGUUCCUGGUUCGUAUCGACGACUCCCUCGAUGUGUUCGCCGAGCACGGCAUCGGCGGCAUCGUCGGGCUCAUCUUCAACGCGCUCUUCGGUGCGAACUACAUCAUCGGCCUUGACGGUGUAAACAACGGCGCACUCCCGGGCGGCUGGAUCGACCACCACUGGGCGCAGCUGUACAUCCAGAUCGCGUACAUCGUAGCGGCGAGCGCGUACACGUUCGUCGUGUCGGCCAUCAUCGCGAAGCUUAUCGACCUCGUGCCCGGACUGCAUCUGCGCGCGACGGAGGAGGCGGAGCUCAUCGGCAUGGACGACGACCAGCUCGGCGAAUUCGCGUACGACUACGUCGAGGUGCGGCGUGACUUCCUCGCGUGGACACCCAUCAAAGAAGAGCCGAUGGUCGGCGGCGGCCACCGCAUCAUCCCGCAGCACGGGAUCGAGGAGCACGCGAACAUGGCCAACACCAACGGCAUCGCGCGCGAGCAGGAGAAGAGGAAUGCCUCGGCGAGAACUCCCGCUAAGGAGAAGGUCGAGGCGGCGGUGGCAGCCAACGGCGACACUACCGAGAGAUCGACCGAGAGGUUAACGGAGGAGGCACCAAGCAGAUAA
This is a messenger RNA of Durotheca rogersii, 1614 nucleotides long. Its product is annotated as ammonium transporter MEP1. Gene Ontology annotation, molecular function: ammonium channel activity. The record is from RefSeq and is a predicted model, not a curated record. Bases 1 to 1614 code for a protein of 537 amino acids. Gene Ontology annotation, biological process: ammonium transmembrane transport. Gene Ontology annotation, cellular component: plasma membrane. Lineage: Eukaryota; Fungi; Ascomycota; Sordariomycetes; Xylariales; Xylariaceae. The transcript is spliced from 4 exons.